UUGCAGCUCUUCUGAUGUCUGUGGUGGAGUAUCCAUUGGCCUGUAGAGCCCGGUUUAGGUGGAACCACCCCACUUUUAACCUGUUCUCUCCCAAAUUAAAGACCCACAUCUCUUGGUGCCAUAGCACAUGGAUUUCAGGACUGCAUGUGAAGAGACAAAGACAGGGAUUUGUUUGCUGCAGGAUGGUAACCAGGAGCCUUUCAAAGUACGGCUGCACUUAGCCAAAGACAUUUUGACAAUUCAAGAACAAGACGUGAUCUGUGUGUCUGGUGAACCUUUUUAUUCUGGUGAAAGAACUGUAACCAUUAGAAGACAGACGGUAGGAGGAUUUGGAUUAAGUAUAAAGGUAGUAUGUGUUUUCCCACUGUUUCUUAUGUUGUGUCAAAAAAUAUUUUAUUUUUUAGAGAAUGUGGUUGAGAUCAAAAGGUGCUUGACUGAAUGUUUACCUGCACUUUCAAGGAGUCCUGAAAGGUUUCAUUAAGGGUUUGUGCACUUUUACAAUAGGUAAUAAACUUAGACUUCCUCUCCUCCCCCCAUUAAUGAGAGAACAAUCAGA
Molecule: messenger RNA, 556 nt
Organism: Anolis sagrei ordinatus
Lineage: Eukaryota; Metazoa; Chordata; Lepidosauria; Squamata; Anolidae
Source: RefSeq, a predicted model, not a curated record